CGCAGUAGGGACACCAGACUUCUCACACAGAAACGGACACCGUGAGAAGCGCAAAGAAAACACUGAAAUCUCUUUGUUUCCGGAUCCAUCCCCACAGCUUCCAACAGGCUCAUGGAGAGCGGAGCCCCGCUUGUCCGCACCGGGGGCAGGUUGAUCGGAUGCCUUUCACCACAGCAGCGCCGUUAGAUGUUUUCCAUUCAGGAUUAAUUGGUUGACCAAUGGCUCCAAAACAUGCGCUUCUCUCCAGCAGCGGCGGCGGAGGCUCCGGGGUUGGAGGGGUGAAUACUGAAGGAGACUGCCGCGCUUCCUCUGCGGUGGCAUGGAUCCUGGAAACGGAGAUGGUGGCCGUGUGUUCGCCGAGGACGCGGGCGCUGGAAGGGAAGCUGGCCCGGUGGUUGGUGACCGCGGUGCUGGUGCUGAUGCUGCAGAGCUCCAUGGCCGCUGACGCCCACGGAGAUCACCAUGGGAAAGUAAGACGGGCUAUCCGGCCUCUGGACCCCGCAGUCCUCAUCCCCUGGACUGGAGCCAGAGCUGGGGCUAAAGACAAAGCUUUGAUGGAUGAGGGCAAAGUGUUUGCUGAGGCCGGAGCAGCAGUUUGGACUGAAGCAGAAGCAGGAGUCCGUGUCGGGACAGAUGGCAAAGUUUUCGCAGGGGCUAGAAUUGUGACUGGAACCUUGACUGAAGUCGGGGCUGAAUGGAGUCCCCCAGAUGCUAAGGGGGGUGGUCUGCCAAUGAUGCCCAGAAACGCUGCAGCCGUGGUGGGGCCGCUGGGCCUGCAGACACGUGGAGAGGGCCAAAGAGAGCAGAUAGCCCCUUCCAUUCUGGCAGAGACACCAGCCCUGGGAAAACCUUUAGGACUGCUGUCUAAAGCUGCGUGGUCCAGAAGCUCCUCUUCAUCUCCUUCCAAGGCCUCCUCCUCAUCCUCCUCUUCCUCCUCUUCAUCUACAACAAAAGUAUCCUCUUUGCCAUCCUCCUCCUCUGCAGCCAGCAAAACAGAGAGGGAGACAGCAAGAUCAGACAACGUCUCUCUGGUGGUUGUCAACAGCAACUCCUCCAGCACUAACAGCAGCUCCAGUUCAGAGGAGCCCGUGAGCAGCCGUCCAGCCUGGGAUCUCCCUACCGUCCCAGAGUCGCUGCUGUCCACUGUGGGCGACCACGAUGUCACACUUCCUGCCAACAUCACCAGCCCCUUCUCCACCCAUCAGUGGAACACCACCACUCCGGCGCACACCAGAAACACCUCACGGCUGAUGACCACAGCAACCAGCAUCAUAACCACGCCUCUACCACCAACCACCACCACCACCUCAAUUCGACCGUCAUCCACCACAGCACAAACACCAAUAGCAUCGACUGACACCAUCAGCCAGGACACUGUGACUAACGAGAGACUCCAGCUGACCACAGUAACCACGACUACGCCCUCGAUGACCACCCUUACUGUGACCACUGCUGAGGUGAUGACGACAAUGGCGCCAACCACUGGGAGCGCAGCAACAGAAUCACCAAAUACAACUGCCGCUUCAACCACACAGCAAACCACAAGCCUCAAACCCACCACUCUGGCUACAACCAAGCCUCCAACCACCACGACAACCACACCUGCCCCGCCCACCACCACCACUUCUACUACAACGGUCGCCCCAACUACUACAACCACCACCACUACUACAACCACUACCCCUCCUCCUACCACGACCACAACGACUACUCCUGCACCUACUACUACUGUCGCCACUACCACUUCUACUACUACCACUACAACCACAGAGGUUCCCACCACCACUGUGUUCAUCCCAAUCGAGACCACGCCCCCUCCACUCGCGACCACUGAACCCCUGUCCAGCACCAGCCCAGAGGAAAGUCCUCUACCAUGCAACGUGACAGAGAAAUACUGGGUCAAAACAGUUCUGUCCAUUGAGCUGCGUAGGAACCGCCUGGAUCUGAUCCUGAAACAGAACCUCUCUAAAGGACUGAGCCAUGCCCUGCAGAGAGCGCUGAAUGAUUCCACAGCCUACGCACAGGUGGAACACGACGACUGCAGCCCCCACAACGUGACGUUAGGUUACUACGUGACCAGUGGCAAAACCGUGUUCAUCUCCUCCCUGGUGGUGGAGGCCAUGCACAUUUACGGUUUCGACAAGCUGCUAUCGGACAUCAGGCAGCACACCCCAUUGGUUAAGGCCGUUUUGGUUCCUGUGGCAACCUGGAUGCCCGCUCCGAGCAUCCACCUGCAGCUGAAAACAGUGUUGAGGUUUGUCGGCCCGACAGAUAACAUCUACUCCUGCAGUUUCGUCCAGAUGUUGGAGCAGAGGCUGGAAAACGCAUACGACGAGGCUCAGGACAAAGUGCUGGAGACCUACAGCAGGCUCACUGUGGAGAUCCAGAGUGUGUACCAGGAGCCGGACUCUCCCUCCGUCUCUGUGGUAUACGUGGUGAAGAACCAGGAUGCCAUCCUCAACGGGACCAUCUCCAGCGGCCUCCUCAACCAGCUGACCGCAGAGCUGGUUGGAUACUUCCUGUUCUACCCCCCUAUGGUCAUCGCUGAGCCCCUCGAAUACCAUAAUCUCAACACGUCGACUGCAACCAAGAACUAUUGGGUGAUAACAGUGAUCCAGGAUGUAGACAGCUCCUCUCUGGAGGCCAACUACCAGAGCUUUGCCAGUCUGAUGGAGCAGCGGCUGGCCGAGCUCUUCCUGGUGGCCGGGAGGCAGGGCACUCGGGCGGCACGAUCCCGGAGGGCGACCUCUGUAGGGAGCUACACCGUACAGAUGGUGAGCAUGCGUCGUCUGCCCGGUCCCAAGAACCCGGCCGAGAUGACCUACUACGCCCAGCUGAACGGAGCCCCCAUCACUGGCUUCAACGCCGCCAAGACCCUCAGCAGCCUGGACUCCCAGACCAUGGCUCUGACCCUGGGAUACUUCGUACAAGUGCAGGCUGAACCUGUGGUGAAAACACCGCCCAGCAACCUGUGGAUUAUGGCCGUUCUGACACCCCUCUUUCUGCUGAUGGUGGUUAUCGUCAUGGUGUCCUUCAUCAUUUGUAAGAGGAACCGGGUCAUCUUCAAAAGUGGCCCCUUCAGGAACUUCAAAACCCGCUCCAAGACCUCAUAUCGAAGGGAGGGCAGUUACCACCACCAGCCUGUCCAGGGCUUUGACUACGCCAAGAAGCACAUGGGUCGAACUGGGGAUGAUGCCGUCUCCGUCACCAAGGAGACGCUGUCGCUGGGGCUGCCUGUACGAGACGCUCCACUGUCAAUGUCGUUGGAUAAGAAGGUCCACCAGGAUGGGACCGGCAGCAAGAGGCCUCCAUCUGCUGACAUACACAAAGGAGGGCAGUUGCCAAGUGAGGAGGACGGCUCGGUGUCGAGCCACGGCUCCGCGAAGCUAAACACCAGCAAGAGCUCGUCAGCUCGGAGGACGGCGACCGGCAGCAGCGGAAGGAACGGGAAGGAGAGGAGCACAAAUGACCCGUACGAAGAUCAUUCCGGCUCCCUCCGUCUCAUCACCAUCAAACCAAUGACUGCUCAGCCCACCUACUCUUACCCCUCCUCCUCCUCCCACAGCCAGGACUCUGUGGUCCCCAACGGGGAGGCGAACCACAGUGGGCUGAAGCAGAAGUCGGACAUCGAGCACUACAGGAACAAACUGCGGCAGAAGGCCCGGAGGAAAGGCUACGGAGAGUUCUCUCUGUCCGAGACCGGCAGCCACGGCUACAAUCACCGCGACGCCAGGCACACUCGGCAUGACAACGGGGUCAAGGAGCCACUGACCGCUGAGGAGAAGAGGGCCUCCUUCGCAGGAUGUCAUAAGAGGUACUCCCACCCACGGGAGCCCACCUACUGGAGCCGGCAGUCUCUGAGCAGCCCAAGCCCGGUGGAGACGGAGAUGGACCUGUUAGUGCUAAGAGAACGAUCCAGGAGGGGCAUCCGCAACAACGGCUAUGACGGCGAACCGGAACCGUUUGAGGAGACCAACGUGGACCGGCUGAUGAGCUCCCUGGGUUACGGAGGCGGAUCCACCGGCACCGGGAACGGCAGUUUGGGGGUGAAAGCUCACCGCGGCUCCGACUCCUCCACACUCAGCUCCCAGCCAUCCAUUGAUGAAGUUCGCACGCAGAUGCACAUGUUGCUAGGCAACGCCUUCAGCCUGGCACCUCCGGACCAUGACCCCCCUUCUCCUCCUACCAACAGCCACCACCAUCACCACCACCACGCCCACAGAGCCUACAACCCGUCCCACACCAGCCACUACAGUGACGGGGUGACCAGCGCCCCUGGCACAAUGAACCAUCCCUGUGGGGGCCGGCAGAGGAGCGGCUACGAGGACAUGCACCAGUGCAGCCUGCCCAAACCGGGUUUCCGCUUCACCCAGCUUCCUGAUAUGGGCAUCGGAUCUCCUCCGCCUCUGAUCCCCUCAAGACCAGGACCCCCACCUGGGACCUCAUUGCGACGUUCCACCCCUGAUGUUAGUCUGAAGCCCCGUGUGUCAGAGGCCCCGGACCUGCAGGCCCAGCAGCACAACGGGGCCCCGUACCUGCCGCUGUCCAGGACCCCCUUCCCCGCUGUCACUGUCGACCAGUCCAUCUCCACCUACUCAGGAAACCCAAUAACGGCCGUCUACGCUAUAUCUGCCAACCGCCCCGGGUACUCGGACUACUUCGUCAUGUCGCCGCCGUCCUCAUACCGGAGCCCGUCCUGGAUGUCCUACCCCCCCGAGCAAGAUGACCUGCCGCGGCAGUGGAACGACACACCAAACUCCCGUCAUCUUGAAACCAUUUGCUGAAGCGCUCUGUGGCGACACUGAGGGGGAACAGCCCACAGCUCGGUGGGUGGGAACUUCUCUGCAGCUGUGUUACGUUGUCAUGGUGUAUCGUGAAUGGAGAGGGGUUUUUAUAUUACAAAUUAUAUUUAUACCUCAGGAUACUGGCACCUAAGGUGAAAAAUCUGCUCGUCACCGCCGCUAAUCUUAAAGCGGCUAAUGUUGGGCGUGAUGACGUUAAGUCGUCUCAUUUAGACACUUGUAAGCAAACGCCAUUUUUAAAUCCACCAGUGGGGUAUUUACUGAUGUAUUUCAUGUCGUAGAAUAAUAAUCUUUUCAGUUUCUGUUAACCACAGAAAUUAUUUCAAGACUAAUAAAGUUAGAUAUAUUCGUUCAAUAAAAUCUAACAUCUUAACGUCUAAUCUGAAUCCAAAUACUCUGUCUAAUGAGCCUGUAUCAGGAGGCUACGCUCUACAACUGAAUAGCUGAUUAUAAUUUUCCGCAGUCUUCUUGUAGAAAUGUUCUCCAUUUGCAGAAAAUACAAUUUUAAAAAAAAAUGGAACACACAGUUAAAGAACAGUUUUUCAAAACUUGUAGAAAAUGUAGCCCGACAUUUGAUGCAACAGGCUGUGAAGAUCGUGUAUCUUUUUAAGUAAAAAAAACCCCCAAAAAACUGUAAAGAUGCUAAUAAUGGCUUAUUCUACACUUCAAACACACUCCAAAAAGUUAUACAGCAUUUAUAAUCACUACUUUAUUGAAAUUUAACAAUUCUACUAAUAUCAUUUGACAUAAUUUGUUCAAUAAAACGUUUUUUGUAAAGGGAAAACAAAGCCCCCAGCGCUAACAGACCUGCUAAUGGACAGUUUGCCAGCUCACAGUCGCUAAGAGGACAGUGGGUUUACAGUUUAUUCAAACUUGUAUUCUGCAAACCAUUAUUCUUUUCUGUAGCAGUUCCAUCAGAGGAGUGUAAAUAUAAAUGGACAAAGUUAAAAAUCAGAUGAAGCGUCUUUUAUUUUGGACUCUUCCUGUUCUCCAUCCCCUCAAAGGUCGGCUUGCUAUCAGUCAACAACACAAGUGCCGUUUGUAAAGGUUCAGAAUCAAAACUCCUUUAUUCAUCCCACAGCGAGAACGCUUUCAUCAUUACAACAUGGUGACAGUGCGGACAAAAGCAUAUUUGCAAAUAGUAGCUAAACAUAAUUAAUAAAAACAAUUGUGGAAUCUGGAUUGCAGUUGUCAGAGACGUGGUCCAAUUGCUGGGUUCGCUAACCCAGUAAGCGGGUUUAACUCCGGCUCAGAGAACUAUUAGGCAAUGUCUCCCCCUUUUCAACUUUAAAAUAAAUAAAUUAAUACAAGAAAAAGA
Molecule: messenger RNA, 6120 nt
Organism: Eleginops maclovinus (Patagonian blennie)
Lineage: Eukaryota; Metazoa; Chordata; Actinopteri; Perciformes; Eleginopidae
Product: KIAA1549-like a
Exons: 23
Coding region: 219-4784 (1521 amino acids)
Source: RefSeq, a predicted model, not a curated record